AUGCACGCUCUACGCUCGUUGAGACCUCUAGCUUUGCGCAAGUACGCUACCUCUGCGGUGAAUCGAUUCCAGGUUCCAGCGGCAAAUGUCGCUUUCAAGGGCAUUUCAUACUCAUUACAAUGGCUGAGGGACUCUUGUCAAUGUCCCCGCUGCGUGCACCCGUCUAGUCGCCAGAAGCUUCACCGUACGUCCGAUAUACCCAACGACGCCAUAGCCGAUAGCGUUAGGCUCUCCGACGACGGCAUCCACAUAACCUGGGCCCCUGGCCACUCUACAUUUUACUCGGCUGAUUUCUUAGAGCGAUACGCUUUCAGCUAUAAGCUGCAUGCGUUCCAUCGUGACGUAGACCCCUUACCUUGGGACAAGCCCCGGGUCCAGUCGGCUCCGGAUCUCUUCUUGGAAUAUCAAGGCCUCAGCUCACCCUCUGGGUUACUUCGUGCUCUCACACAACUUACACGCUACGGGCUGAUUUUCGUUACUGGCGUCUCUCCAGAUGAAACCUCGAACGACAAAUGUGAAGCACGUCGACUCGCCCAGCUAUUCGCAGAGAUACGAGAGACAUUCUAUGGAGAGAUGUGGGAUGUUGUGAACGUCAAGAAUAGCAAGAACAUCGCUUAUACUAACCUUCACCUUGGACUUCACAUGGAUCUUCUAUACUUUCAACAUCCCCCGCGUUACCAAUUACUUCAUUGUCUGCGUAACCGGGUGCAAGGCGGGACAUCCGUCUUCGUCGAUGCCCUGUACGCAGCAAACCGCCUGCAGGACACGCAUCCGCCCGAUUUUGACGUACUGACCAAGACGCUCGUUCCUUUCCACUACAUCAACAAUGGGAACCAUCUUCACCAUGUACACCCGACAAUAGAGCUCAAUCACGAGGACUACAUCCACACAGGUCGGAAGCGGGUCCAGUUCAUCAACUACUCUCCGCCGUUCCAAGCACCGCUACCUGCUUUGACUCCACACGAGUUUUAUUCCGCUCUCUCUAGAUUCACAGCCCUCCUCGAUAGCCCUGAGGCUGCCUUCGAGUAUACGCUGCGCGAGGGCGAUGCAAUACUCUUCGAUAACCGGCGGAUCCUACAUGCACGAACUGCCUUCAACGAUUUACCACGAAGCUUUCAGAACGAUAGCGAGGCAGACACAACGAACAGGUGGCUUAAGGGCUGCUAUCUGGAGGCUGACAAAGUAUUGAAUCGUCGGCGUGUGCUCGAGGCGAGGCUC
Phanerochaete carnosa HHB-10118-sp is the source of this 1218-nucleotide messenger RNA. RefSeq lists its product as uncharacterized. The annotation marks the transcript as partial. Gene Ontology annotation, biological process: carnitine biosynthetic process. The record is from RefSeq and is a predicted model, not a curated record. The transcript has 2 exons. Gene Ontology annotation, cellular component: mitochondrion. NCBI's taxonomy places the organism in Eukaryota, Fungi, Basidiomycota, Agaricomycetes, Polyporales, Phanerochaetaceae. Gene Ontology annotation, molecular function: oxidoreductase activity.